AUGAUCAUUGGGGACUACGGGAAUCAUCGUAUCGUCCAAUGGAAGAUGGGUGAUAAGAAUGGGCAAGUUGUAGCUGGUGGAAAUGGCCAGAGAAAGCGAUUAGAUCAAUUGGAUCAACCAAUUGAUGUGCUGAUCGACAAAGAGACUAAUAGUCUCAUUAUCUGCGAUUCGUUGAAUCAACGAGUUAUACGAUGGUCUCAUCGUAGUGGCGCAACUCAAGGAGAAAUUCUCAUUGACAACAUCGAUUAUCAAGGAUUAUUCAUGGAUGAUCAGAGAUAUCUCUACGCCUCUAACAUCGAAAAGCAUGAAGUACGACGAUAUCAGAUAGGAGACAAGAAUGGAAUUCUUUUGGCUGGUGGAAAUGGCAAAGGUGGUGGUCUCAAUCAACUCAACCUUCCGAGUAACAUCUUUGUCGAUCAGCAGCAGAAUGUCUACGUGUCAGACUGGGGCAAUCAUCGUGUAAUGAAAUGGAAUAAAGGUGCAAAAGAAGGCAUUGUCGUCGCUGGAGGUCAAGGCCACGGAGCAGCUCUGACACAAUUGUAUCAUCCUGAUGGACUCUUCGUCGAUACGUUGGGUACCAUCUAUGUGGCAGAUCGGUUCAAUAAUCGAGUUAUGCGUUGGCCUAAAGGAGAAAAACAGGGUACUGUCAUUGUGGGUGGAAAUGGUUACGGAGCAGGAGCAAAUCAAUUCAGGAAUCUUAUUGGUUUGUCUUUCGAUCGACAAGGCAAUCUUUAUGUCCUCGAUCAUUAUAAUCAUCGUGUUCAAUUUUUUUCAAUUGAAUAA
Rotaria sp. Silwood2 is the source of this 783-nucleotide messenger RNA. Lineage: Eukaryota; Metazoa; Rotifera; Eurotatoria; Philodinida; Philodinidae. The record is from the annotation of a GenBank genome assembly.